Molecule: messenger RNA, 1065 nt
Organism: Aspergillus mulundensis
Lineage: Eukaryota; Fungi; Ascomycota; Eurotiomycetes; Eurotiales; Aspergillaceae
Product: zinc-binding alcohol dehydrogenase family protein
Exons: 1
Coding region: 1-1065 (354 amino acids)
Molecular function (GO): oxidoreductase activity, acting on NAD(P)H
Source: RefSeq, a predicted model, not a curated record
AUGUCCGUUCCAUCCAGCUUCAAAGCCGCUCUGUUCGAGGAGAAGAACCCCCGGCACACCGUUGCCGACCGCUCCUUGACUCCCCUGGGCACCGAUGAGGUCGCCAUCAAGAUCACGGCCACCGCCAUCAACCCCGUCGACUGGAAGAUCCGCGACUACCGCUUCUUCGUGUCUUCCUACCCUGCAGUGCUCGGCAGUGACGCCGCCGGCGAGAUCGUCUCGGUAGGCAGCAAGGUGCAGAAUUUGGCCGUCGGCGACCGGGUCUUCUUCCAGGGCAUCAUCGGCAACUACGACGCCAGCACCUUCCAGCAAUACUGCAAGAUGCCCGCCGAGCUCGUCGCAAAGACUCCCAAGUCCAUCACCGACGACCAGGCGGCCGGUAUCAGUCUUGCCACGGUUGCCGGCAUCACUGGCCUCUACGACAAGACCGGCCGUGGCCUUACCCCUGCCCCCUGGGAUGAGGGCGGCGAUCGCGCCGGCAAUGGAAAAGCCCUGGUGGUCCUGGGCGGCAGCUCCUCGGUCGGCCAAUACGUGAUCCAACUCGCGCGCCUCUCUGGCUACGAGCGCAUCAUCACAAACUCAAGCCUCACCCACGCCGAGCACCUUAAGAAGCUCGGCGCCCACGUCGUACUGGACCGCAAGCAGGCCGGCCCCAAGGACUUCAUCUCCGCUCUAAACGGCCUACCACUAGACUUCAUCUUCGAUGCCAUCUCAACCCCCGAUACGCAAGCGCUCGGCGUCGAAGUCCUCGCCGCCGCGGGCGUCUCAAGCCAAGUCGUCGUCGUGCAGGGCGUCAACGCCGAAGCGAAGGACCUCGGUGCGUCUAAGACGCCCAAGGUCGACGUGCGCCAGGUGCUCGGUCUUGGCAGCAGCCCUAAUCUGCGGUACUUGAGUGUUCCGCUUAUGAAGAGCCUUGGUAGUGAGGAUGGGUGGCUUGCGACUGGCAAGUUUGUGCCGAACCGGCCUGUUGUUGUGGAGGGUGGGCUGGAGAAGCUGGAUGAGGCGCUGGAUAAGAAUCGGGCUGGGGUUUCGGGGGAGAAGGUUGUCAUUCGUCCUGUAGCAUGA